AUGGAACUGUUGCAACGAGGCCAUCAUGUCAGAGCCACUGUGAGAGAUCCAUCCAAGGCUUCCUAUCUCCGUACUUUUCCCAACGCCGAAACCCAUUUGGAAAUUGCCGCCUUGGAUUUGAAUGAACGAGAAGUCCAAGUGUACCAAGCUUUGCUAAAGGGAGGUAUUGACUGGAUCUUUCAUGUGGCCGCACCCUUUGUCGAUUAUCUCCCACAAUCUGAUGCGACCAUUGACAUGGCGGUCCAGUCCAUGACAUUAUUGUUACAAGCAGCGGCGCAACAAGAGAGUGUCUCGCAAGUGGUUUACACAGGAUCUGAUGCCGCCAUGGUUUUUGGUUACUCUGACAAUCCUGUCAAGGCGGACCCCAAUUAUAUCUUUACCGAAGACGAUUGGACCAAUGUCACCUCGACCGGUGCUAUGACAGACUAUGCAAAGAUGAAAACACCCACCGAACUUGCGGCCUGGGAAUUUGUUGAGAAGAAUACUCCCAACUUUCGGUUCUCAAGUCUUCUACCCAGUUACAUCUUGGGGCCCUUGGUGUCCAAUACCGUGACUAGCUCCAAGCGAGUUGUUUAUGAAAUUAUGACCGGAACAUAUCCUGGUGCCCAUUUUAGAGCUGCCAUGCAAAAAGAGGCACCCUCCGAUAGCAGAUGGGCUAACCAGAGAAGACGGUUCUUACUCACACGAAAGAAGGGACGGGAUAUCUAUUUUCCUGAAAUUGCUGCCAUUCUCAAGGAGCAUUUCGGUCCCAUGGGGUAUCCCAUUUCUACGUGGCAUAUUCCAAAGUGGGUGUUAUGGAUUGUCUCCUUGUUUGAUAGCGAGAUGGCAGUCAUGUCCCAAACGUUGGGUGUAGGGGAAAACUAUGACAAUAUCAAAUCCAUCGAGGUCCUAGGAAUGACCUAUCGCACCAAUGCCACGGAAAUGGUUCUGGAUACGGCGCAUACUAUGAUUCAACAGGGAUUGAUACCCAAAAAAGAGGGAUAUCAAGCACAUAGUGUGUCUGGGAGCGAUGAAUAG
Molecule: messenger RNA, 1017 nt
Organism: Seminavis robusta
Lineage: Eukaryota; Bacillariophyta; Bacillariophyceae; Naviculales; Naviculaceae
Source: the annotation of a GenBank genome assembly